This is a messenger RNA of Nicotiana attenuata, 579 nucleotides long. RefSeq lists its product as uncharacterized. The coding region runs from base 1 to 579 and encodes 192 amino acids. The record is from RefSeq and is a predicted model, not a curated record. The transcript has a single exon. NCBI's taxonomy places the organism in Eukaryota, Viridiplantae, Streptophyta, Magnoliopsida, Solanales, Solanaceae.
AUGGCUCCUAUUGACGAUUCUUCCACUACUACUGCUGCCAUCACUCCUUCAACCUCAACUAUUUAUUCUUCUGUUGAACCGUCACACCCUUUGUACUUGUACCCGUCUGACUCGCCUAGCACAAUUUUGGUCACAAAAACCUUUAAUGGUAUGAUUUAUGGGGGUUGGAGACGAAGCAUGUUAAUUGGAUUACCAUAUAAAAAUAAAUUGGGGAUAAUGAAUGGAACAAUCCCCAAACCUAGUGAAAACUCUGUGUUGUUUGAACCCUGGGUUCAUUGUAAUGAUAUGGUGACUGCGUGGAUACUAAAUGGCCUAGACACUGAGAUUAGGAAGAGUGUGAUGUAUACAGAAUCUGCUCAAAAACUUUGGUUAGAAAUCGAACAACAAUAUGGGAAAGCAAAUGGGACUAAGGUGUUUCAAAUUAGGAAGGACCUUGCUUCCAUUUCCCAGGGGUCUUCUAACAUUGCUUCCUAUUUCAGUCGUAUUAAAAAGCUUUUGGAUGAUUUGGCUUACUUAAUUACUUAUCCAGAUUGUGCAUGUGCUUGUAAAGAGGUUUUUCAGAAGCUAGAGAAAGAGUAG